CAUUAAGUCCAGAAAUCUUUUCUGUGGGUGCAUUGCGUGUAUGUCAAUCGAAGCCGCCGAUUCAAUUGCCAAUGACUGCGAAAAGCUGCACCUGUGAUCCCCAAGUGCUCAAAGCACUUGUGGACGUGAGUCUUGGGGAGUCCCUCGACUGGGAUCGAACAGGUCCUAUGGGACGGCUCCUGGACUCGAAAUUGCAUCCCACCAAGUUUAAAAAGAUUCCGGAGAUUCCGUAUGCAAUGCAAUUCGAUCAGCCGCGCACUUGCGUAAAAGGGCUUGAGGUAAGGUAUCCCGAACUGUAUGAAGCAAAGCCACUUCCGGAUGAGACAAUUGCGCUGGUGGAGGCUGAUCGUAUGAAGACGACAUAUCAAGUGGAUUAUAGUGAUCCUGCAGCUAAACGUAUGAUGCAAUAUACCAAACCAACAGCCAUUGAUACGGUUGAUAGUCAGCGGGUGCAAUGUUGCAUUCCGAUAAGGGUAACCACAGAAGCCGACUGUCAACCACGGUAUCAUCCACAUUCUUCACGACGCAAUUAUAACGCAAGUUAUAACGGACCGAGCGCCAAAAGAUACGAGUACAAACGAAGAAAUGGAUCGAGACGUGACAAGAAAUGCGAAGUUGUCGAGAGCAGACAGACGCGAAUGCCAGCCUGGAGAACAGAAUAUCAAGACAACAUUAACAAAAUUGGUCAGACUAUCAUGAGAACUAAAUUGCAUCAUGCGAAGAGACCGAUUGUACCAGUGUGGACGACAUCCAGCUAAAUAUUUAAAAAAAUUUACAAUUAAUCACCAAAUUAUGUGAAGCCAACAUUUAAAUAAAAAGUGAUAC
Ooceraea biroi (clonal raider ant) is the source of this 825-nucleotide messenger RNA. RefSeq lists its product as uncharacterized. The record is from RefSeq and is a predicted model, not a curated record. NCBI's taxonomy places the organism in Eukaryota, Metazoa, Arthropoda, Insecta, Hymenoptera, Formicidae.